This is a messenger RNA of Chinchilla lanigera (long-tailed chinchilla), 3031 nucleotides long. Its product is annotated as microtubule-associated tumor suppressor candidate 2-like. Gene Ontology annotation, molecular function: microtubule binding. The annotation marks the transcript as partial. Gene Ontology annotation, cellular component: nucleus; cytoplasm. NCBI's taxonomy places the organism in Eukaryota, Metazoa, Chordata, Mammalia, Rodentia, Chinchillidae. The transcript has 5 exons. The record is from RefSeq and is a predicted model, not a curated record.
CCCCGCGGCGGGCAGCGCGCCUGCUCCUGCCCGCGGCACCUGCUCGGGAGGGAGACGUCGCAGCGCGUGUGGCACCUUCGCGGGCUGCCGGCUCGAACCCCGCCGUUUCGGAGGCGAUGGCAGAUGGCAGACCUGAGACAAGAGAGAUCAAGUAACUGACUUACAUUCCUCCAGCUGGUGUCAUGGAUUAAUUGGCUCUCAUUCAGCAGGAACCUAACCGAUGAAUCCUUCUGCCGUGUAUCAAGACAAUGCUUGUGAAAAUGACUAAAGCUGUGUCUCAGUGUGACAUUUUUAGAGGAGGACAAGCAGCUUGAGAACUUCCUGUAAUUCAUACUGCAGCUUGAAGGAAGCCCCUUUCCAUUAAGUAAGACUGCAUGGCCAGCAGCCCCCACUGAAGAGCUGACAAUGAGCAUCCCCGUGGCUCCCAAGAAAUCAUGUUUCAAUCAAUUGCAGGACAACAGAAAUGGAGCAAGAAAUAAUAACGAGAGUAUUCUAAGUCUGGGAGAUACAAAUGCCAAUCAGAUCAUGUUGGCGGUCAGCUCCCCUCAGGAUGAGUCCAAGAUAUGUGACCUGACUGAUCAGAUUGGAAACGCAAAUUCAAGUGGGCAGGAACACCAUCUUCACUUCCAGAAGGAGGCUCAUCAACCUCAGGGCUUUAGGAGGGGGUCUCAGGCUGGCUCCACAAGUUUGAAAGACUUUAAACUUUCUCCUGCUUUCCCCAGAGGAUUACAUGAAGACUCUGCGGUGGAGAGAGGCACGGAGAUCUCACGGACUCCUCAGAGUUUGCAGGGGCCAAGCCUGUCAAGUUGGAGGAACGCGAUGAGCGAGGCCAGUUCAGAGGUUUUGGCUAAGAAAGAUGUUGAAGUUCCCUGGCGUGUUCCAAAGGACAAACUGGCCAAGACCCUUGACAAUGAAGAGUUGCGAAGGCAUUCUUUGGAAGGAGCAAGCCGCUCUGCAGCUGUGGCUGAGAGCUUGACUCCACAGCACCUUGCAAGGCCCGGUGCCCCUGAGCCACGGGAUCAUGUGCCCAGGUGUGGGGAGGAGCCGCAGAGGACACUGGCUGACCACUCUCCAGAGACAGCUUUUCUUCCAGCUUACAAUACCUCAGAGGGAAAGAGUGUGCGUCCUCCUAAGCCAUCUACCUCAGAAGCCAGGGACGCCAUCCCCUCCGAGGCCCAGAUGGAGGGGGCACAUGAACCUAAUGUUUGCAAUGAGCACAAGUCACGUUCUGCCCAUCCUGAGCCCGCUCUGAAUUCAGCUUUGCUGUCAAAGGAAAUCCUGAGUUAUCCUGAAGCACAAUUAGGUCAGGGAAAGGGAGAGCCGAAGCUGGAACUGAAAUGCGUUCAACUCAGGGCUGGGGAGGAGUUCACUUCAACCCAGGCAGGAGACCUGGGACGUCCCCAGGAAGAGAGGAUGUCACCCCUAGAGAGAAAGGAGACAUGUGGGGAAGCACACAAAGAAGCCACCAGUGCCAUUAGCGGUCCAUCAGACAGCGUCUGUCGUCAUCUUGGGGUGGGCAGAGGCGGCAGUGAGGAGACAGGAGUCAAGACAGGUGUGGAGGAAUCUCUCCAAACCACGCUCAAGCCGGUCCCUGCUUCCUUGGGAGUGGCUGGCAAUCAACUAACUGGCAAAAUGUCACUAAGCACAGGAAGUAAAUUGGGGGAACUGACAUCCGACGACUUUUCUCCCAGUGGUGGCCAUGUAGCCAUUGUUCCUAACGGCCUGCCUGACGGCAAGCCCUCAGAUGUCAGUGAGGAGAAACGGAGGCUGGAUAUUGGAAACGGGGACAGUGCUGUGGUGUUGGUAUCAGACCCUUCUGUGGGAGAGAGCAAAACUGAGGUUCCUGAGUCCCUGUAUCUUCAAAGCAGAAGCUCCGAAGUGGGGGAAAACAAAGAUACGGCAACACUUGUGGCUGAACCUACGAACCUUCUAGAAAAUGAAUCCAAGACUGAUAUUACUCCAUCUAGAGAAGAUUCAUUUCUCAGUACCCCAGCUACCCUUCACCCAGAGACAACUGUGAACAUGACCCACCAGCCCACGCCACCCAGUAACGUUUUCCAGGACCCUGGUGUGUUCGGUGUGGGUCCAGGGUCACCCUCAGUGGUCCCGCCCUCCGCUGACAGUGUGCAGCUGUUGAACACAUCCCCGAAAGUGCCUGACAAGAACACCUGCCCCAGUGGGAUCCCCAAGCCUGUCGUCACACAUUCCAAGGGCACAGCUUCCUUGCAGGAAGGAGUGGAGAAGCAGGUUGAAAAAAUGGAAGACAGAACAGACACGAAGCCCAUUGUUAUGCCCAAGCCCAAGCACGUGAGGCCUAAGAUCAUCACCUACAUCCGGAGGAACCCACAGGCCCUGGGCCCCGUGGACACUUCGCUGGUUUCUGUGGGGCUUCCCUAUGCCCCGCCCCCAUGUAGCAUGGCCCCACCCCAGGAAGACAGGGUGGCAAGUAGUGACCUGAAGUCGACUGCCAGCCUGUAUGAGAAAUUCAAGCCUGACUUGCAGAAGCCCAGGGUCUUCAGUUCUGGGUUGAUGGUGUCUGGGAUCAAGCCUCCAGGACAUCCUUUCAGUCAAAUGAGUGAGAAGUUUUUACAGGAGGUGGCGGACCACUCUGGAAAAGAAGAAUUCUGUUCUCCUCCCUAUACGCAUUAUGAAGUUCCCCCAACUUUCUAUCGAUCAGCCAUGCUCCUUAAGCCCCAGCUGGGACUGGGAGCAGUGUCCCGGCUGCCCUCUGCGAAGAGCAGGAUUCUGAUCGCAAGUCAGCGGUCUUCAGCCAGCGCCAUCCAUCCGCCAGGACCCAUCGCGACAGCUGCCAGUCUCUACGCUUCGGAUCCCUCAGAUUUAAAGAAAGCCUCCAGUUCAAAUGCUGCAAAAUCCAAUCUACCCAAAUCUGGGCUUCGUCCUCCUGGGUACUCACGUCUUCCGGCUGCCAAGAUGGCAGCAUUUGGCUUUGUCCGGAGCUCCAGUGUCUCUUCGGUUUCCAGUACUCAAUCUGUGGACAGUGCCCAGCCUGAGGAGAGCCGGCCAGUCACCC